Chiloscyllium plagiosum (whitespotted bambooshark) is the source of this 335-nucleotide messenger RNA. NCBI's taxonomy places the organism in Eukaryota, Metazoa, Chordata, Chondrichthyes, Orectolobiformes, Hemiscylliidae. The record is from RefSeq and is a predicted model, not a curated record.
AUGGUUGAACAGCGGGCGCAGGUUGGCACGCAGGGACAUGAGGUGGUGAGGAGAGCUAAUGGCCUGAUGGCCUCCAUAGCGAGAGGAUUGGAGGAUCAGAGCUUUGCCUUCCCGGAUUGGGCCUACAAGCCCGAGUCGAGUCCCGGGUCCCGGCAGAUCCAGCUCUGGCACUUCAUCCUGGAGCUGCUUCAGAAGGAGGAGUAUCACAACGUCAUCGCCUGGCAGGGGGACUACGGCGAGUUUGUCAUCAAGGACCCCGACGAGGUGGCCAAGCUCUGGGGCGUCCGCAAGUGCAAACCACACAUGAACUACGACAAGCUGAGCCGGGCCCUCAG